Messenger RNA from Sinocyclocheilus anshuiensis, 2885 nucleotides. Its product is annotated as leucine-rich repeat LGI family member 2-like. The record is from RefSeq and is a predicted model, not a curated record. Gene Ontology annotation, molecular function: protein binding. NCBI's taxonomy places the organism in Eukaryota, Metazoa, Chordata, Actinopteri, Cypriniformes, Cyprinidae. The transcript is spliced from 8 exons. Gene Ontology annotation, biological process: inhibitory synapse assembly. Bases 57 to 1709 code for a protein of 550 amino acids.
AGGAGAGAGCUGCUGAUGUCAGGAGCUUCAGUGCUGCAUUUACUGCUGCAGAGAGGAUGAGCAUCUCCGGAUUCACACAUGCGAGCCUGACGAGCAACAUGCGGACUGUCGCGAUUAUAUCGGCGCUGGUAUUAUGCCUGGCCUCGUUAGGCAACGCGGGGAAAAAGGUUUUUAAAUGUCCUUCCUUGUGUAGCUGCUCCAAGGAGUCUAUUAUCUGCGUCGGGUCUUCGUAUGUCCCGCGAUUAAUUCCCAACGAUGUCAGUUCACUGAGUAUUGUGAACGGGACCUUCUCUGAGAUCAAGGAGGCGAUGUUCUCACACAUGCCAUCUUUACAGUUACUGUUGCUGAACUCCAAUGCUCUCACCACAAUAAGGGAUGACGCAUUUUCUGGCCUUCCGCACCUGGAGUACCUGUUUAUAGAAAACAACAAGAUUGAGACAACAUCAAAAUACUCUUUCAGAGGACUUAGGGAUUUGACUCAUCUGUCUUUGGCAAACAACAACAUUAAAGCUUUGCCCAGAGAUCUAUUCAUCGAUCUGGACUCAUUGAUAGAGCUAGACUUGAGGGGCAAUGUCUUUGAGUGUGACUGCCGAGCGAAGUGGCUGAUGAUGUGGCUGAAGAGCACGAACGCUACUGUAUCAGACGUCCUCUGCGCCGGUCCUGAGGAGAUGAAGGGCAAACGGCUCAAUGACAUGGCGAGCUUGCAUAACGAAUGCAUCUCUACAGAUUUCGUUCCUCUCCACUCUGUGUCUACUGAGUCUUUGUCUGUGGACACGUUCUCCCACAAGAACGACGUGUACGUGGCCAUCGCUGCUCCCAACAUAGAGAGCUGCAUGGUGCUCCAAUGGGACCACAUCGAGAUGAACUUCAGGAGUUACGACAACAUCACAGGUCAGUCCAUAGUUGGCUGCAAGUCUGUGAUCAUCCAGAACCAGGUGUUUGUCAUCGUUGCUCAACUCUUUGGUGGUUCCCACAUCUACAAGUUUGAUGAAGACCAAAGCAAGUUCACAAAGUUCCAGGACAUUGAGGUUUCCAAGAUUUCCAAGCCGAAUGACAUCGAGGCCUUUCAGAUCGGCAGCGACUGGUUCUUCAUCAUCGCUGACAGCUCGAAGGCUGGACUUUCUACUCUCUACAAAUGGAACGACAAGGGCUUCUACUCCUACCAGUCGCUUCACGAAUGGUUUCGUGAUACCGAUGCAGAGUUUGUGAAUUUGGACGGUAAGGCCCAUCUUAUCCUAGCGAGCCGUUCUCAAGUACCGGUCAUCUACCAGUGGAGCAGGAGCACUCAGAAGUUUGCCUUGCAAGGAGAGAUCCCAAACAUGGAAGAUGUAGUCGCUGUCAAGGCCUUCUGGAUCAAGGAGGAUCUUUAUCUGGCCAUGACCCGAUACAUCGGCGACUCCAAAGUCUUGCAUUGGACUGCUAAGGAAUUCUCCGAGGUCCAGGCGCUUCCUUCGAGAGGGUCCAUGAUCCUGCAGCCAUUUUCCUUCAAAGAAAGGUACUACCUGGCUCUGGGAAGCGACUACACCUUCUCGCAGAUCUAUCUGUGGGAUGCAGAGGAGAAGGUUUUUGAGCGUUUCAAGGAAGUCUACAUCCAGGCUCCACGUUCCUUCACUGUGGUCUCCACUGACCGGAGGGACUUCGUAUUUGCCUCCAGUUUUAAGGGCAGCACACAGAUCUUUGAGCAUAUCAUCAUUGAUCUGAGUCUUUGAGUGCUGUUGUGGACACAGUCGAAGUUAAGGCACGUCAGUAACCCCUCGUUUAGCAGUUGGACGUUUUUUUCUGGAAAGCCAAUUAGUGGGUUUUAAGACGAGGGAAGUCUGGGAAGCAAACGUAACAUGGCAUUAGCAGGUUCACAGUAAUAAGUAUUACAUCAUGCAUCUGUGUAGUUUUACAUAGAUUCUGGGAGGGCCUUGACAUUUUUUGUUGUAAUGUAUUAGAAUUGUUAUAUAAUAUAUAGAACAUUUACUCAGCCCUGCUGAAAACAUUUCUGCCGAACAUACGGUGCAUGGACUGCGGAAAAGAGUUGCACUUGUCACCUGUAACUACCUAAAUCACUCUACAUAAUGAUAUAUACUGUAACUCUGAGAGCCUUUCAAAACUCUGUAUGCAACAGCUGAUACCAUGCAUGACGCGGCUGCAACAACAUUGAGAAUAAAAAAAUACAAUUUUCAGAGCAGGCAUGCAGAUCAAGUAGUGAUACAGGUGACAAAUGCAGUCUUAUUAUCUUUAGAGACAUUGUUACCUCAUUGUUCAUUAUUUAUUUAAAUCAUAUCUCUCUUUUGGUGGACUAAGUUUUAAUGUCAAGUAAUUCAUCUUUUAAAAUGAAUCGCCUCUAUUAUAUUUACCAGGAUCUGUUCAGAGUUAAACGAAUCAAAACUUAUAUAUCAGUUAUGUGAUUUUUAGGCAGAAAUGUUUGUGUUUAUGUGGCUGGUUGUAAUGAAUUCAAGAAUGGAGGCUUUUGUGAAAGAAAAAGAUCAUCUACGUUUCAAUACAGGGUAAUUGUCAAAAGCACAAGCCUUUAAAAUCAUCAUACGUCUAUUAAUAGAGAAAGAGACUUAAUCUUAUUCAUUACAACUUAUUUUGGAUAAAGAUUUUUUUUUUUGUUCUGUGCAAUGAAUGUAAACUGCUUUUUAUUUUAAGUACUAGUGACAAAUGUUGAAUGUCUGACUUGUUUUGAAAACAAGUGCGUUAAAAUAAGAACCUCAUUUUCAUAGUUUUGCAAACUGGGAUACAGAGAAAAGAACAACACAACCCUAAAUAAUGACUGCAGCCUGCAAAAGCAUGAUAUUCAGCUAUUAAUAUUCAAUAAGUCUUAUAAAAAAAUCAAUAAAUAACAACUCUUACUUGACCAUAUAAUGUCUGCUCAUUCAUACCAGUUUUAGCUU